Cricetulus griseus (Chinese hamster) is the source of this 5584-nucleotide messenger RNA. The record is from RefSeq and is a predicted model, not a curated record. NCBI's taxonomy places the organism in Eukaryota, Metazoa, Chordata, Mammalia, Rodentia, Cricetidae.
UGAAGCCCUGCCGCCCUGGGGACCAUGUUUAACGGGGAGCCUGGUCCAGCCUCAGCUGGGGCCUCUAGGAACGUGGUACGGAGCUCCAGCAUCAGUGGCGAGAUCUGUGGAUCCCAGCAAGCUGGGGGUGUGGCCGGGACCACCACAGCCAAGAAACGGCGAAGCAGCUUGGGUGCCAAGAUGGUGGCUAUUGUCGGCUUGACCCAGUGGAGCAAAAGCACACUGCAGCUCCCCCAGCCUGAAGGGGCCACUAAGAAGCUCCGUAGCAAUAUCCGACGGAGCACAGAGACUGGCAUUGCGGUGGAGAUGCGGAGCCGUGUCACGCGCCAGGGCAGCCGGGAGUCUACGGAUGGAAGCACCAACAGCAACAGCUCCGAGGGCGCCUUUAUUUUUCCCACUCGGCUUGGAGCUGAAAGCCAGUUCAGUGAUUUUCUGGAUGGCCUGGGACCAGCCCAGAUUGUGGGGCGACAAACAUUGGCAACACCUCCCAUGGGAGACGUGCACAUUGCCAUCAUGGACCGGAGCGGCCAGCUGGAGGUGGAAGUGAUUGAAGCUCGGGGUCUGACCCCCAAACCAGGUUCCAAAUCCCUCCCAGCCACCUAUAUCAAGGCUUACCUGCUGGAGAACGGGGCAUGUGUAGCCAAGAAAAAAACAAAGGUGGCCAAGAAGACUUGUGAUCCCUUGUACCAGCAGGCUCUGCUCUUUGACGAGGGGCCCCAAGGCAAGGUUCUGCAGGUGAUCGUCUGGGGAGACUAUGGCCGUAUGGACCACAAAUGCUUCAUGGGUAUGGCCCAGAUCAUGCUGGAUGAGCUGGACCUGAAUGCCGCUGUCACCGGCUGGUACAAACUCUUCCCCACAUCCUCUGUGGCUGACUCCACACUCGGAUCCCUUACCAGGCGCCUGUCCCAGUCCUCUUUGGAAAGUGCCACCAGCCCCUCCCCCUCGUGCUCCUAAGGACCUCACUGAGGACAAGAGGCCAGAGGCUGAUGGGUGAAGGAAGCCUGCUGGCCACACCACCCCCUGUACAUAGUCUCCAUGUCUUUCUGGACCCCUCACCCUGCUGCAUGCUUGUUGGCCACUGGGCUUGUCCCAGCUGGCAGUGGAGACUGUAGUGUGUGUCUGUGUGUCUGUGUGUAUGUGUGACCACAUUAUAUCUGUCCAUUUGUCUGGGUACAGUCAGUCCUGGUGACCACAUGGAAUGCAGUCCAUGUCUCUGUAUCUUGCUGGAAGGAAUCCAGAGGAACAUCACGUGACAUGUCUUGCCCCUGGAGUCUCAAGGGGUGGAAGUAGAUAGAAGAUGUGGCCACUGGUGGGCCUGGUUGUCUUAUGGUCUCCACUUGGUUUUCUGUCCUGUCUUUUGUUUCUUUGCCUCUCCCAGCAUUGCUGCUCUUUUUUGAGGAAUGUAGCAUCCAUUGCAGCUGACCAUACCUGGUUCCCUCUAGGAAUCCAAUCUCUUCUCCCUAUCCCAGCCAUGCUGGUGGUCAUCCCAUUGAAUGCACUCCACAGCAUGUGGCAUGCUCACCCAGUGCCCUGGCCCGGCCCCCCAGGAAGACAGAGGAUGUCUGGAGAGGAGGGGCCUUGAGAAUGUUUCUGCCCCCUGGGGCUGGCACCUUCUUAUAGGCCACGUAUAGGAGAGCUGAGUUCCGGGGUGCUGACCAGACACCUAGAGGAAAUGCUAGGGCCUCUCCUCCCCUGGAGCGUGCUCCAAUAUGCCAGAGGAGCUCCCCUAGUGGGCCCAAGGCAGGUUUCUUGUCAGCAGAUGGCCUUCUUGGGCAGCAAGGAUGGACCUGACUCCUUUGGGAUAUCCCUGAAGGAGCAUGGCUUGGUAAGAGGUGUCAUGGGUUGGGCUGCUUGCUGGAGUAAGGAGGGCUAAGGCUGAAUUGUUUUGAGUUCCCGUCAGGAAUCCUGUCUGACCUGGGGAUUAGCUGCAUGAAGCUGUUCUUCCAGGGUUCUGCUUUCUUUGCUCAUCUGUAGACACCAGUCCCCAGCUGGGGUUCUGACACACCAGGGCUCCAGUCUCCUAGCUCCAUGAGCAGCCUGGCUCUGCACUUGGGUGCCUCUGUCACCAGCUCUGUACCAGCAAUACUCACCCCUCCACCUCCCUGCCUUUGAGUGGUCCCCUGCUCCUCUGGGCAGUGGCCUGCACUAGGCACCUGCUGCCUCUGCUUUACUACCCCUUCCCCUGUCUGGUUGGGGCUCCUCCCAACCACUGAGAACCCUGUUGGAGGGACUAGUGCCUGGGCUCGAGCCUGAGGUGGCUGUUAUUAAUACUCAAGGCUAGCUCCGGAAUGCCAUAUCUGUUCCUCCCCCUGUUUAGCGAUAGGGUGGAAUUGGAGGCUGCCUGGGAGAUGGCAAAGCAACCCUGGUCCAUGUCCAAGAGGAAGGAGGAGGUGGUGGGGGUAGGAGAAAGGAAGGCUCUUUCUGUCUCUUCUAGCCCAUCUCCAAGUGUGGCCAUGCCUCGAGCCCAAAUACCUGGGCAAAGAAAGCUACCAAGGUAACUGUGAAAAGUCCUUGGCCUGUGUGUGAAUUCCAUUAGUACCAAAGCUGGGGUGCAUAAAGCCAGCCCAGCCCAAAAGGCCUCCCUGUAGUCAGAGUCCUGCACCCUCCUUUCAAAGAAAGGUGGUGAAGAACCUCCCACACCAAGUGGGGGUGAGGGAGAGGACGAUGAACAGGACUGAGGACAUCCGUGCAGGCAGGGGAGUGUAUGCAUCUCCUGUAUCACUAGACACGGGGCAGAGCGCGCUGGCUUCUGACCCUUAGUGGGUUGGGAGCAAGGAGGAAACUGGCUUGCAAAAGGCUGUUUUCAUCUUGCUUGUGGUGUGUGUGUGCCUGUAAAGCUGUUAUCCUCUGGAUUCUGUGAAAAGCAUCUGGAGUGGAGGAGGGUCAGUGACCCACUGACAUCGGAGACCUUUGCCGAUGUGGCACUGAGUCACCUCCAGGAGUGGGAGCUGCCCUCAGAGGGUCAGCACAGGGGAUGUGCUAGAGCCAGAGGAAGGAGUUAUGUGCUGGGAAUUCAUGCUAACCUGCCUGCCUACAGUCAGUGGCUGUAAACUGCCUAGGCGAUGGGCUCUUAGCUGUCCCAUUCCUCUCGUGGAAGCUAACCCCCUCCCCCAAUUGAUCUUGAGGAGUUCACUCUUUUUAAUAAAUAAUCCCACCUAGAUUCUUGCUGGCUGUAUAAGGCUAGUGUGUGCAUGUGAUAGAGAGGCUGGAUUUAAAACUCUGUUUCUCAGCACCCUGCAUGCAGGGCUUCACCGGGAUGCUAUUCUAGAGAUAGCCCUGUCCCAGAAGAGGAGUGUGAAUCUUGCGUGGGCUGGGAGCUAUCUGCCCUUUGAGGAAAGGACAAUGGGUCAAAAAGUAACUGGGUCCUUGUGAGUCCCCUUACCAACAGGCCACUUCACAUAUAAACCCUUGCCCUGGUGGCAGUCAUCCCAUCUCCUCUAGGCAGGCCAGAUUCAUCGGCGCUAUGGCUGAGGCAGGAGUAGCCCUGCAGCGAUGCUGGGCUGUGGGCAGUGAUGAGUGACUCAGAGCAUGUGUCUCUGUAUUUCUGCCCUGCUCAGCCUGCCCCACUUUUUCAGAUUCCUUCCCUACAAGGAAGUCAGAGAUGGGACUCUGUGUUAGGAAACAUUCUCCAGGAAAUGGGCCAGGUCUUGGUUUGACAAGGGGACAUUUGGUCCUUUGGGGAAGAACCAGUUCCUAAGGCACUCUCAUCCAGUCUCUCCUCCCACCCAGCUCUGCUGAGGAGCACCUAUUCAGCGGGUCCUGGCAAUGCCAGUGUGCCACGGAGUAGAGGCAGAACCAAGGAAAGCUCUAGAAAGGCAGGGGUGGUGGUGUCUGGGUGGUGCCACACUGGGGUCAAGCUAACUCUCCUAGGGGCUUGACCCCCACUCCCCAACCAGGGAAGCAUGCCAGCUCUUCCUUUACUGCCAGCCUGGGGAAAACCAGCAGCCUCAGUUUUGUUUUGUUUUUAAGACAAUUGAGCCCUCCUGGGGCAUUUCUUUGGAAAUGAAAUGUAGCACAAUCCUUAACUGUGUUCCCAGGAGCCCUGUCAUACCCAGGGGCCUCACACCACAGGUUCUGCUUCCCCUGGGGACCCAGAGCUCCUGAUACCUCAUGUUCUCCAUCACCCUUGGCCUAGGAAGCAGUGGCACCCCAGCAAGGCUGCUCUUCUGUGUUUCUCUGAUUGCGUCCAGCACUGUGCAAACUCUUUAAGAAGCCGCUGCCUUUGACCGAGGCUGCUGUCCUCCGCCUGGGGAGAUGUGGUACUUCCUGCAGGGCCUGAAGCUAGCCCAGCAGAAUUUCUGUAGUGGCCACAAGGAGGUGGACAAGAAGAGGCCUGCUUCCCUACCACCUCCUCCUCUCCUGCUCCUCAGUUGUCUCCACUGUCCUGACACAUAAAGACAUUCUUUUGAAUACACCACCUCUCCUGCAUCGUCUUCCGCCGGAUGAUCAGAGAGGAGCUGGAAAAGUAGACUACUUCCCUGCCUUCUCCCUCCAGUCUGCUUCUAGCCCAGGUCCAAAGAGGCUGGGGAGAUCAGCCACCAUCAGAGAGCAGGGGCGCCCCAUCCAAUCAGGUGUGAAUUGAUGGUGGCAGGAUCAGCCUGGCCUGGCUGGGAAAGGGUCAUUUUGAGAGUGCCUGAGCAUCUCAGAGCAAUGUCAGUGAUGCCAAAGAGAGCAACUUGGCCUCCUUGGGUACCAGUUCUGUCGGUGGAGCUGGACAAACAUGGAUCAGAAGUUGGCAUGCCCAAGGGAAGGUCCUUGUUCUCUGACAAAGGGCUUAAUCUUUCCAUGUAGCAAAGCAACUCCCCUCCCCCCAACCCUGAGUGUGGGCUUCUGUGGGCCCAGCAUGGCUGUGCCUGUACGAAAAACCAAGCCGUAUGAGUGACAGACCCUGUUUUCUCCCUGGGGCCUAGUCUGUCUCAGCAGGUGCUCCUUGGAAAGCGUGAGUGUUGCUUUGGAGAAACUGGCUCUGACUGGACACUCGCCAUCAGGGACAGGGCCUUGGGCCUGCCAGGAAGUCCAUACUGAUGCCAGGAAGGGUCCCUGGACCUGAGAAUCCCAGGGACAACUGAGCAUCUGCCCCUUUAGCCAAUGACCUGGAUAGGGAUGGCUGUUCUGUACCCUUCCCCCACCCCACACCCACUUUUUGCCAGCAACUGUGACCUUGUGCAAGACUCCUCACCGGGCUUUGGCAUCCUCAUCUGUAAAAUCAGAGCAUUAGCAAUUUGCUCCAUGGCUCCCUCCAGGCUUCGGAAGUCUAUGGGUUGGGUGGUGAGGGCGGUAAGGGCCAGGUUCAUCUCCCUCGGUUCUUGUGCUUGGAGCAGGUCCUCAUUUGGUCCAUGCUCAGAUACUGCUCCUGGCAAGAAAGCCGCAGAGCCCAAAAACAUGGCUUUGCCUCUUCGUAAUCCCCCACACACACCUUCUCGUCUUGGUGAGAAAUGACUGAUUCCAAGGUGCCGUAAUGUCACCAUCUCUGCUGUAUCCUGAGUAAGGCCAUUCCUCAUUUUGCUUUUAGAUGACAGCCCAGGAAGAGUGGACACUCGGAAACUUUUAAAGGAAUUCUCUCUGAGGGGAUGAGAGAAGGAAA